Messenger RNA from Perognathus longimembris pacificus (Pacific pocket mouse), 1718 nucleotides. It is a transcript of the gene Mvd, whose product is annotated as mevalonate diphosphate decarboxylase. The record is from RefSeq and is a predicted model, not a curated record. NCBI's taxonomy places the organism in Eukaryota, Metazoa, Chordata, Mammalia, Rodentia, Heteromyidae. Gene Ontology annotation, biological process: isopentenyl diphosphate biosynthetic process, mevalonate pathway; isoprenoid biosynthetic process. Gene Ontology annotation, molecular function: ATP binding; diphosphomevalonate decarboxylase activity. Gene Ontology annotation, cellular component: cytosol.
GGCCAAUCGCGUGCCAGCGCGUGAGCCGGCCGGAGCCCCGCGGGCCGGCGCCGUCGAGUCGGCGCGGGGCUGCGGGCUCGGGGCGCGCGGCUCCGCCAUGGCCUCGGGGAGGCCGCCCGCGGUCGUCACCUGCACGGCGCCGGUCAACAUCGCGGUCAUCAAGUACUGGGGGAAACGAGAUGAGGAGCUGAUUCUGCCCAUCAACUCUUCUCUGAGUGUCACUUUGAGCCAGGACCAGUUAAAAACCACCACCACGGCGGCCAUCAGCAAGGACUUCGCGGAGGACCGGCUCUGGCUGAACGGCCGGGAGGAGGACGCGGGGCAGCCGCGCCUCCAGGCCUGCCUGAGGGAGAUCCGCCGCCUGGCCCGGAAGCGGAGGGGGGCCGGAGACGGAGACUCGCCGCCCCUCAGCCUCAGCUACAAAGUGCACGUGGCCUCGGUGAACAACUUCCCUACCGCCGCGGGCCUCGCCUCCUCCGCCGCCGGCUACGCCUGCCUAGCCUAUGCCUUGGCCCGAGUCUACGGGGUGGAGGGCGACCUCUCCGAGGUGGCGCGCCGGGGCUCGGGCAGUGCCUGCCGGAGCCUGUACGGGGGCUUCGUGGAGUGGCAGAUGGGGGAGCAGGAGGACGGCAAGGACAGCAUCGCCCGGCAGCUGGCCCCUGAGGGCCACUGGCCCCAACUCCGAGUCCUUGUCCUCGUGGUGAGUGCCGAGAAGAAGCUGAUGGGCAGCACAGCGGGCAUGCAGACCAGCGUGGAGACCAGUGCCCUGCUCAAGUUCCGGGCCGAGUCGGUGGUCCCGGCACGCAUGACGGAGAUGGCCCGCUGCAUCCAGGACCGCGACUUCCAGGGCUUCGCCCAGCUGACCAUGAAGGACAGCAACCAGUUCCACGCCACCUGCCUGGACACCUUCCCACCCAUAUCCUACCUCAGCGACACCUCCCGGCGCGUUAUCCAGCUGGUGCACCGCUUCAACGCCUACCACGGGCAGACCAAGGUGGCGUACACGUUUGACGCGGGCCCCAACGCGGUGAUCUUCACCCUGGAUGACACCGUGGCUGUUGUGGCGGCUGUGAAGCACAGCUUUCCCCCCGCCGCCAACGGAGACAAGUUCCUGAAGGGCUUGCCGGUAGCGCCCGCCCCUCUCCCUGAGGGGCUGCAAGCGGCGCUGGCUGGGGACCCCGCCCCUGGGGCUGUGCAGUACAUCAUCGUCACCCAGGUGGGGCCGGGUCCUCAAGUCCUCGAUGACCCCCAUGCUCACCUCUUGGGCGCCGAUGGCCUCCCAAAGCAGGCCUCUUAACCAGCUCCACGUCGGUCUUCCCACCCUGCCUGGGGACCCGUGGGGGCACCUGGCCCCUCCUGGCCCUGGGACCGGCCUGGUGGCACCCUGGGGCCCAGGCACAGUGGGGAAGUGGAGUGGCCUCCCGCAGCCACCCAGGAAGCCUCCGUGAUGGGAAUUGGGCCCAGACGGCUGGUAAGGGGUGCCAGCCGCCUACUCCACCCUUGCCGUGUUCCCCCGCAAGCUUCCCGGAGCCCCUGUCCCCUGAGGGGCGCGUACGAUGCGAGCAGAGCCGCCCAGGGCCUCAGGAACCGGCCCCGAGCCUGGAGGACGGGGGCUGGGCGAGCGUGGUGAUUGGAUGUUCCUCUGGCUGUGAGGGGCGGUGCCUGGAGUGGGAGCAGGGGGCCUUGGUGGCCCCCAGGAAUAAACCGAUGCCACCCUU